AUGUGUACAGCUCAACAUCCUCGAGAAAAGCACAGCGAGGACGAGUACGAACCCGUUGUCUUUCCGCGUAACGAGUGGCCCACACGUACCUACUACUUCCCCGGUGUCUUCGAGUUUGGUGGCCUCGGACGCCGUGUGCGUUUCGCUGCGCAGCAGGCGAGCCGCCGUGUUGCGCAAGGCAUAGAGAACGGAGCGUUGGACGGUUUCGCCGAUGAACUCGAUCUGAACUUGGCCGUGUUGGACGUACUCCGGGCUGACUGUCGUGUCGCUCAGCAAAUAAUCACGACGACAGUCGAGGAAUGGCGAGACUGGCUCCGCGAUGCGACGCAGGACGUCCUGACCACGGCGCAAGAAACGCUCACAGAGUGCGACCUCGCCCCCUGCUCGGCCCUGGAGCGAUGGCCCGACGCCCCCGCAGUCUCAGACACUGUCAUCAGGUGCAUGGAACAGGUGUGGUGUGGGCGUGACUCGCGCGAGGCCCUCAGUGAUCCAGCACCCAGGAGCGCGGUGCUCGCCUUGGUCGAACGCUACGGUCCCACUGAGUUAGAGAAAGCCAUGGUUUGGUACGGUCGCACGAUGGACCCAGACAUCGACGACUCGUCAAGUCACAUUGCCGUGAACUGGGAAGGCACCCGCAUCCCUGUACCUUGA
Molecule: messenger RNA, 651 nt
Organism: Trichosporon asahii var. asahii CBS 2479
Lineage: Eukaryota; Fungi; Basidiomycota; Tremellomycetes; Trichosporonales; Trichosporonaceae
Exons: 3
Coding region: 1-651 (216 amino acids)
Source: RefSeq, a predicted model, not a curated record